AUGGCCGGAUUCAGCUUCGCCAAGAAGUUCACUCACAAGAAACAUGGAAAGACACCUUCUGAUGCUUCUAUCUCUGACCAAUCUAGAGAAGCUUCGCUGUCAACUCUUUCAAAUGAAAAAUUUUUUACAAAACAGGAAACUCCUCAGAAAGGACGUCAAUUCUCACAAGGUUACCACCCAAACGUUAAUAAAACCAGUUCACCCCCUAUGUUUGCCAGAAAACAACAAUCGGAAUCAAGAAUCCAACCGAGUGCAGUACCACCGCAACAACGAAAUGUGUCAGGGCCGUCUACUACUCUCCAUAAACAGCUUUCAAAACAGAGAGAAUAUACUGUGUGGAAUAGAAUCAAGUUACAGAAUUCACCUUUCCCUCGUUAUAGACAUGUUGCCUCGGCAUAUGUUACAGACAAGAACCAGAUAUAUGUCAUUGGAGGACUUCAUGACCAAUCUGUGUACGGCGAUACAUGGAUAUUAACAGCCUUUGAUAAUGCUACCAGAUUUUCCACCACUACAAUAGACAUAAGUGAAGCUACGCCACCACCAAGGGUAGGCCACGCUGCUGUCCUAUGUGGAAAUGCGUUUGUUGUGUUUGGUGGUGACACACAUAAAGUUAAUAAGGAAGGUUUAAUGGACGAUGACAUAUACCUUUUGAAUAUUAAUUCCUACAAAUGGACAGUCCCAGCACCUGUGGGACCACGUCCAUUGGGUAGAUACGGCCAUAAAAUUUCAAUUAUUGCCACAACUCAAAUGAAAACAAAAUUAUACGUCUUCGGUGGUCAAUUUGAUGACACUUACUUCAAUGACCUAGCUGUUUACGACUUAUCUUCUUUUAGAAGGCCGGAUUCACAUUGGGAAUUUUUGAAGCCGAAAUCUUUCACGCCGCCACCUAUCACCAAUUUUACCAUGAUAUCAUAUGAUUCCAAAUUAUGGGUAUUUGGUGGCGACACCUUACAAGGUUUAGUAAAUGAUGUGUUUAUGUACGACCCUGCAAUAAACGAUUGGUUUAUCAUUAAUACCACAGGUGAGAAACCUCCUCCAGUUCAAGAACAUGCUACCGUAGUCUACAAUGAUUUAAUGUGCGUAGUAGGCGGAAAAGAUGAGCAUGAUGCUUAUUUGAACUCCGUGUAUUUCCUAAACUUGAAAUCGCGCAAAUGGUUUAAGUUACCUGUAUUUACGGCGGGAAUCCCGCAAGGUCGUUCUGGGCAUUCUCUAACACUAUUAAAAAAUGAUAAAGUUUUGAUUAUGGGAGGUGAUAAAUUUGAUUAUGCUAGAGUUGAGGAAUCCGACCUGCACACUUCUGAUAUUGAUAUGCAAAGAGGUACGAUUGUUUAUACGUUAGACUUGGCCCGCAUAAAAGACCUUUGUCCAGGCAUAAUGGAUGUUCCAAGUGAGACUGCUGUUCAGAGAAAUGGUAGCCUUGACCUGGCGACGCCCGUUACCCCAACCUCUCAUAAAAACAGGAAUAUGAACAUUUCAAGUUCAGCAGCUCCUCCAGCUUUCGCUCCAUCGCCUGCACCAGAAGCUUUUCCGGAAGCUGAUCAUGUCAACAGAGAGAUGCACAAUCGAGAUGUUUUAACAGAACAUCAAAAUCAGAAUCCUCCAGUAAAUUCUGAGUCUCACCUAAUUACUGAGCCUAACAUUUUGACUCCAUAUGUCCCUUCUGAAAGCUCACAGACACCUGUUAUGAAAACAACUUCCAACAAGCCAUUUGAUACCCCAAAUAUCCAGAAAGAAACUGAUCUGACUGAAACUAUCGAUCCAACAAUUGGAAAUCAGCGAAUCCCAUCUUCAACUUAUGGUGACAGCCUUACCCCAUCAAAACAAAUAAAGAACAACUCCUCCCCAAUUGUAGAGACGCUUUCAAGUAAUGACAUAAAAACGCCUCAAAAUGGAAAUGUAGAAGAAACGAAACUUUACCCCGGCACGGAUGAAAAAACAGAUUCUACAACUGCUUUCAACGAAGAGAUGAGUGAGAACAAGUUAAGCACAUCUUUGAUGGCCAAGGUCGAAGAGGAAGGCGGCGUUGUUGACGAAGACGAUGAAAUUGGUGUGGCCCAAAUGGCCAGCUCACCAUCAAAAGAUCAGUUCAAAAUAAAGCAUUAUAACGAAUCUUCAGAGUUAUCGCAGAACAAUACGGAGAUCGACAAACUAUCUGAGCCUGUAGAUAUCACGAUAAAGAAAAUCGAUGCCGCGAGUCAUGAUAUUGGAGCAAGUGAUGAGAAAAAUAUGCCCUCAAUGAGAGACGUUCCAUCUGAUAUGAAAGGUGAAAAAGCUGACGUUUCUGUAAAUAGAGAUGUUACUACUGAGGUCGUGGAUAGAGCAUUAUUUGAGAAAUUGAGAUCGGAAUUACAAAGUUUGAAAGAACUGACACAUGAAAAGGCACUUGAAGCCGGAGCACACAUAAAGGAACUAGAGACGGAGCUAUGGCAGUUAAAAUCCCAGAGGAACACUGGGACAAACAAAGAAAUAGAUGAAUUGGAUUCUGUCAGACUGCAAUCAAAAUGUGAAAUAUUAGAAGCAGAUAAUCACUCUUUGGAAGAUAAAGUUAAUGAGCUAGAAAAUUUAGUGAACAGCAAAUUCUUAGAUAUAGAAAAUCUAAACGAAGUUGUGCAAUAUCAAAAUGAAAGAAUGAAAUCCUUAGAACUAGAGCCUGAUUACAAAGAAAAACUUGAGGAAUUGCAGAUAGAACAUGAAAACUUGAUUAGGGAAAAUGAACGGUUGAAAAAUGAGAGCAAACAGCACAACGAAGAUAUUAUCAAUCAGGUUUCUAAUUACUCAUCACAACUAGGCUCAUUGAUCAGCCAUUGGAAAGAAAAUAAGGCCAGCUCUUCGUUUCUUGCAUCCUCUUCUUCUUUGAUAUCCGUCUCGGACGAAAAUGGUGAAAAUUCUGUCAACGAACCCUAUGGUGACCAAAGUCGUCACCACCGUGUGGUGAUCAACAAACUAACAAAUAGGUUGGAUGAUUUGUUGGAAAAAAGUCAAGAGCUAACAAUUUCGAAAGAAAAAUUGUCUUCUGAAUACCAUGCUUUAAAAAUGGAACACAGCUCAUUAAGUCAAGAUGUAUUGGUAAAAGAGAACGAAAUCAAAAAAAUACAGAAUGACUACAAAGAAAGCAUCAAUUCUAUGGACAGCGCAAGUAAGGCACUAAUGGUUUCGCAAAGAGAGCUAGAGAAGUACAAGAGCUUGAAUAAAAAGUUGAUUGACGAGUUAGAUGAAUUGAAAUUCAAAAACAGCAUCUGUAGUAAAAAUUCAGAAAAUGGUUUUAAAAGCACCGGGGAGAGUUCCAAUGAUGUAAAAAAUAGCAACACUAUAAGAGAAAAUCAGUUCAACAUUAAAAUAAAUGACCUGAAGGCGGAACUCUUUAUCACUAAUCAAGAAAGAGAUAACUUGAAAAGUGAAGUGUUAGAGUUGAAGAAGAGAUUAUUGAAUUUAGAAAAUAGCACUAAACAAGCCAAUGAAGAUGGUGACAGUGAUCUACUAUGA
This is a messenger RNA of Saccharomyces paradoxus, 3483 nucleotides long. It is a transcript of the gene KEL1, whose product is annotated as Kel1p. The transcript has a single exon. Lineage: Eukaryota; Fungi; Ascomycota; Saccharomycetes; Saccharomycetales; Saccharomycetaceae. Gene Ontology annotation, molecular function: protein binding. The record is from RefSeq and is a predicted model, not a curated record. Bases 1 to 3483 code for a protein of 1160 amino acids. Gene Ontology annotation, biological process: regulation of cell shape.